AGCACCUCCCCUUGUUCAGUACCCAAAGUCGAAGGAUAGCUGGCCUUUCAAUGGACGAAAGUGCGAUAUUUAUUUGUGUUAUCUAAUAUAACUAAUUCGGACCGUCAACAAUUAUUUCGAAUACACAGAAUUGUUUUAGUUUGUUGUGAGAAACAUCAUUGGUGUCAAACAUGCGUAAAAACCAACGCCAUCCAAGCAGGGAACCGCCGAGAAAGGAAUUAUCGCCGCUCAUCUGAGGCCAAUCUCGUUUAUUUUUGUCAAAUAAGGAAACAUAACGAGACAGCUAGCUAGGUAGCUAACAUUAGCUACAUAUAUACGAAAAAUAACACCCAGGCACCGAAUUGAAACUAUAUUUGUAAUUACAUCCAGAAAACCCCCCCCAGGUGUAGGCAGCGAUGGGCGCGUUCCUGGACAAACCCAAGACAGAGAAGCACUGCGCCCACGGCGAGGGCAACGGCCUCCGCUACGGCCUGAGCUCCAUGCAGGGCUGGCGCGUGGAGAUGGAGGACGCCCACACGGCCGUGGUGGGCCUGCCCCACGGACUCACCGACUGGUCCUUCUUCGCCGUGUACGACGGGCACGCCGGCUCGCGCGUGGCCAACUACUGCUCGGGCCACCUGCUGGAGCACAUCCUGACCGGGGGCGCGCAGUUCAGCCCCGGGGCGGGCGCGGUGGACGGCGUGAAGGACGGCAUCCGCUCGGGCUUCCUGAAGAUCGACGAGUACAUGCGCAGCUUCUCGGACCUGCGGCAGGGGCUGGACCGCAGCGGCUCCACGGCGGUGGGCGUGCUCCUCAGCCCCACCCACCUCUACUUCAUUAACUGCGGCGACUCGAGGGCCGUGCUGAGCCGCGACGGCCGUGUGGGCUUCUCCACGCAGGACCACAAGCCCUGCAACCCCCGCGAGAAGGAGCGCAUCCAGAACGCCGGCGGCUCCGUCAUGAUCCAGAGGGUCAACGGCUCGCUGGCCGUGUCCCGCGCCCUGGGCGACUACGACUACAAGUGCGUGGACGGGAAGGGCCCCACGGAGCAGCUGGUCAGCCCCGAGCCCGAGGUGUGCGUGAUGGAGCGCGCCGCCCAGGGCGACGAGUUUGUGGUGCUGGCCUGCGACGGCAUCUGGGACGUCAUGUCCAACGAGGAGCUGUGCGAGUUUGUCCGCUCGCGGCUACAGGUGUGCGACGACCUGGAGAAGGUGUGCAACGCCGUGGUGGACACCUGCCUGCACAAGGGGAGCAGGGACAACAUGAGCGUGGUGCUGGUGUGCUUGCCCGGUGCCCCCAAGGUGUCUGAAGAGGCUGUGAAGAAGGAGGAGGAACUGGACAAGUACCUGGAGUCUCGCGUGGAGGAGCUGCUGGGUGGCUGUGGGGAGGAGGGGCUCCCUGACCUGGUGUCUGUCCUGAGGAACAUCGCCACUGAGAACAUCAGCAACCUCCCACCAGGAGGAGGCUUGGCCAGCAAGCGCAGUGUAAUCGAGGCUGUGUACAACAAGCUGAACCCCCAUAGAGAAGAGGAAGGGGCCUGCGCGGGGGGAGGCGGCGGCGCGGGCGAGGAGGGCGGCCCGGCGGGCCACCUGCUGGAGGCGCUGCGCCAGUUCCGCCUGCACCACCGGGGCCAGUACCGCUCGGUGCUGGAGGAGGCCCUGACCUCCUACCGGCUGCCCGGCCACCAGGAGAGCCCGCCCAGCCAGGACCAGGAGCGCCCCGCCUCGCCCCCCUCACCCCCUCCCUCGCCCGACGCCCCGACUGGUGACGAUGGGCCCGCCCCCGCGGGGGCAGACCAGCCCGCCCCUCCUCUGCCUGAGCCUCAGCCCCAGCCCCACACCCAGCCUCACCGCCCAGCCUCUCCCCCACCUCCAUGUAGGGACCCCACAGGACAGAACGACCAAUCCUGGUGAAGACCAUGUAGCAUCUGGACCUGGAGACCACAUGGACACAAGCUCUGUCUCUAGCACAACAGCCCGCACAAACAUAGACCACCACCCCCACUGUGUGUGUAUGUGUGUGUAUAAAUGUGUGUGUGUGUGUGUUUAUGUAAGGAAAUGACACUGGCCCUAAUUGGGAGCUCAUUGUAUCUUUUCCCAAAAGGGUUUGGGUUUUGCCAAUGAAGUGUUUUUAGUGCAUUCUGGGCUUUGUAGUCAUGGGUGGGCUCAACCUGAGUGGAGACUACAAGAGUGGGUUGGGUUGUUCACGGCCCAUUCUGUGUGUGCUUGGGAAGCCAUCCCAGAAUGACCUGUACGAAUGGCUGCAGAUGGGACCUUUCAUCUGUGCUGUAGAAGCACCAGUCUCCAGUCAUCCCAUCCUGUUCCAUCUAGUGCACAUUUCUUGGAGACAGCUCAGAGCGUUUUUAUGGAGCAGUGGCAAAGAGAUUUGUUGUGAGUAAACCCUGCCACGCCUAAGAAUGUAUCUAGAACAUUUGGAAAUGAAUCCCAUCAUCAAAUAAGUUGUUUACGACAACAACAAAAAAGGUAUGCAAAUUGUAGUUUGGCAGGUGCUCUUAAAGGUGCAAAACUAUCUACUAACUACUAUGUUGUCUCGUUUUGAUAUGAACUGGGCGUUAAACUGUAAGGUGUGUGUGUCUGAGACCAGUUUAUGAUUGCUUUUCUUAUCCCAGUACAUGCAUUGUACCUGCUUAUCUCACGUGUGGUUCAUAUGAUAUGAGGCCAUGCUAAGGUGAUGGUGUGUGUUUCAGCAGUUCAAUACAGUUCAAUGUAAGCAACAAACCCUCAAAUAAAGCAUUGGAGCUCCAGAA
This is a messenger RNA of Hypomesus transpacificus, 2746 nucleotides long. It is a transcript of the gene ppm1bb, whose product is annotated as protein phosphatase, Mg2+/Mn2+ dependent, 1Bb. The coding region runs from base 396 to 1892 and encodes 498 amino acids. NCBI's taxonomy places the organism in Eukaryota, Metazoa, Chordata, Actinopteri, Osmeriformes, Osmeridae. The record is from RefSeq and is a predicted model, not a curated record. Gene Ontology annotation, biological process: protein dephosphorylation; positive regulation of canonical NF-kappaB signal transduction; negative regulation of canonical NF-kappaB signal transduction. Gene Ontology annotation, cellular component: nucleus; cytosol. Gene Ontology annotation, molecular function: protein serine/threonine phosphatase activity; manganese ion binding; magnesium ion binding. The transcript has 6 exons.